UGUGACUCUCCAAGGGCACAUUUAUAAAACACUGAGUUCUACAGUUGAACCGAAUGCUUCCGAUGGGAGAGCUUUUGUGUAACUGAAAGUUGGUGUAGCUAGUCUUCCCAAGUGAUGGGAAAACACAGAGGAUUUUCAUUGUGUUCAAGAAGAAUUUGAAUAGUUCACAGAAAUCAGCAUCCUUUGUUAAUGCUUCUAUCUGGUUCUCUGCAGAACUCCAUCAGUGGCAAGAGAUACUGAUGACAAACGCAGCGAUGGCCGUGAACCCUUUAUUGACAGCAUCGGGGCAGCAGAGGAUCCCACUGGUUCCCUCACCAUUUGGACCUCCACCUAUGGACAGAGACAUACUGCCUUCUACUAUGGUUCCAACUGACCCAAGACCGUUUUGUGUACCUUCCCAAUUUGGAUCCUCUGUUCUACCAAAUGCAAAUGUGCCGAAUAUGCUGGCCAACCACGUCUACCCAGGUUGGGGCAUUUUACCUCCUGAGUCCAUAAAGGCAGUGGCCAGAAGAAAUGAAAUGAUUCAAAGACAUCAUACUGCCAGGACAGAAAUGGAAAUGUAUGCUAUUUACCAGCAAAGAAGAAUGGAAAAAGUUCAUCCCAAGGGACUGGCCAGUUCAGGGGUACCAUUCCCCUAUGGCUCUGGUAUCCCAGCUGGCCCAGCCACCUACCACGGCAGGACCAUGCUCCCUGCCAGUGACCUGCACUUUCACAGAAGCACUCUCAAAAACCUUCAGGGAAAUCCCAUGCUAAUGGCAACUGGACCACACUUCAUAGAGAAUUGGGGUCAGAAAUGUCGCCGACUCCGGAGAGGUACAGGGAAUCCGAAAGUAUUAGACAUUGAUAUUGAGAGUUCCAAAAGUCAAGUAGAAGAAAAAGUACUAGGCCAGACUCACACUAUUCCCUACGAAGAGGAUGAGUAUGCAAAAGACGCAGAAAUUGAAUCUCAGGACAAUCAGAAGGCAAGUGAAGCCAAUGAAAAGCCCACUACAAUGCUUGACAACACCUAUGAAGAGCUUGAGCCCACCCACAGAAAACCCUGGGCGUCUCACGGCACUUCCCUGGAAGUCAAGGCCUGGGAUAGUGAGAAAGAGAAGCCUUCAGAGCAGGUUUUUGCAGCCUGUAGUGAAAAGAAUGGGAUUUGCCCUCCAGCUCCUCAACCGACUCUGCCAGGAGCACAGGCCCUGGCUCCCACUGGGGAAAGCUUCUCUUUGGAUGAAGAUAUGCAGAAGUGGACCGUGGACGACGUGCACAGCUUCAUCAGCAGUCUGCCUGGCUGCUCAGACUAUGCUCAGGUAUUCAAAGAUCAUGCGAUUGAUGGAGAAACUUUGCCGUUACUCACGGAAGAGCAUCUUCGAGGCACCAUGGGAUUAAAGUUAGGGCCGGCACUAAAAAUCCAAUCACAGGUAUCUCAGCAUAUGGGAAGCAUGUUUUACAAGAAGACUCUUUCACUUUCAGCCCAGACAAGACAAGCAUUCGAUCAGUCAGCAGAAACAUCCCUUUUGGAUUUUAAUUCCUGGAGUGAUACACUGAGCAUUCCUCAUUCCCAGGAUAUAAUAAUUGCUAAAGAAACAGAGCAAGAUAUGAGAAAUUAAAAACCCUCGAGGAGCAAGAAACAACCUAACCAGUUUUCCAAAGAGUCUAGGCUAUCAUGAGGGAUGCAUGAGCAUUUCCCAGAACCAAAAAGGAGACAGGGGAGAGGAGGUCAGGCCUUCUGGCCGUCUUGGAGGAGGCUUUGCCAGAGAGCCUUUCUGCCAGCACCAAAAGAUCUGAGCACCAAGUGGCUGGAGGCUAGCAUUGGAGGCAAACCUGAGGAAGAGCAGAAUUUGCAGACAUCAAGAGAAGCCCCUGUACAUGUCCUUGGAGAAAUCUCUUCUGCCGAAAGAGCUGGCACCCAAUAAAAAGUGCUUCUUAAACUCUCUUCAUCCAUUUCCCAUCCCUAACCCUGAGAGAUGAGACAACCUAGCAGGCCAGAGGGGCCAAAAAAGAGACAGAGAGAGAGACGGGGAGAAGCACAAAAUAGAGAAACAGCAAGGCUGACCUCAAAGCCUCCACCUUCCUGCAUCGCGGCCUUCUGGCCUGAAGCAGGCCCGAUUUAAGGAAGGGGAGAAGCUGAACCUUCAAGUUUCUAGCUCCACCACAGCUCAGGACUAGGUGUUUUUAUUUCUGGAAUGAAACUAUGUGAUGACUAAAAGUGACUGGAGGACUCCUUCUCUGAGAGGGACAUGCAAAUGCACACCCACUUCAGACUUCUUCCAAGGGGCAAAGGCGUUAUCUCAGCAAAGCAGGCCUGAACUGGACGAUGAGGGAAGGAGGUGAGCGCGCCUCUGCUCACACCCCAUCGAACCACACUUUCCACUGCACGUUUGACAGAAUGUCUCUGCGAGGAUCCCCAGGAGAGUAACAGCGAUUGCUCGAGGAGCGGACUGGCUGACAGGAGUAUGUGGCAGACUUCUUACUCUACCCCUUUUCU
Messenger RNA from Tupaia belangeri chinensis (Chinese tree shrew), 2473 nucleotides. It is a transcript of the gene SAMD7, whose product is annotated as sterile alpha motif domain containing 7. Gene Ontology annotation, molecular function: histone binding; chromatin binding. Gene Ontology annotation, biological process: negative regulation of DNA-templated transcription. Lineage: Eukaryota; Metazoa; Chordata; Mammalia; Scandentia; Tupaiidae. Bases 240 to 1595 code for a protein of 451 amino acids. Gene Ontology annotation, cellular component: nucleus. The transcript has 7 exons. The record is from RefSeq and is a predicted model, not a curated record.